CUUGAUACAAAAAGAAUUGACCAAUUAUUGGUCAAUAUUUAUAAAAAUAAUAUUUUCUUCUUAUUUUCUCUAUUGAAAAACUAGUAUAUAGAGAGGAGCUUCGUUGCUCAAGCCCUUUUCUCUUCUCUCUUAAAAACCCCAACUUUCAUCUCUCUCUCUCUCCCUGCAAAAACCCUUUUCUUUAUCUCUAAAAAGAAAUUUCUUACAAAAAGAGAAAAAAACUUUGAUUGUUUCAGAGAAAUCUCAUUAGGAUAAAAUGGAUUAUGAUGCAUCAAGAAUCGGUGAAAUAGUAGAAGAUGAAGAGCAAAUUGAUCUCCCACCUGGAUUCAGAUUUCACCCUACUGAUGAAGAGCUCAUAACUCACUAUCUCAAACCAAAGGUUUUUAACACUUGCUUCUCUGCUACUGCCAUUGGUGAAGUCGAUCUCAACAAGAUCGAGCCUUGGGACUUACCAAGGAUGGCUAAGAUGGGGGAGAAAGAAUGGUAUUUCUUCUGUGUCAGAGACCGGAAAUACCCAACCGGUUUAAGGACAAAUCGGGCAACUGAAGCCGGUUAUUGGAAAGCCACGGGUAAAGAUAAAGAGAUUUUCAAAUGCAAAUCACUUGUGGGUAUGAAGAAAACUUUAGUUUUCUACAAAGGAAGAGCUCCUAAAGGAGUAAAAAGCAAUUGGGUUAUGCAUGAAUAUCGAUUAGACGGCAAAUAUUCGAUCCAAAAUCUUCCCCAAACAGCUAAGAACGAGUGGGUUAUAUGUCGUGUUUUCCAGAAACGUGCUGAUGGUACAAAGGUUGAUAUGUCCGGUUUAAUGCUGACUGAUUCACACAUUAACCGAAUCGAACCGACCGGUUUACCUUCGUUGAUGGAUUGUUCUCAACGAGACUCCUUCCCCGGUUCGUCGUCGUCGACUCACGUGACCUGCUUCUCCGACCAAGAAAACGAAGUCAAGAGACUCACUCACGAUCCCAAUGACGGUUCUGGUUCUCUGUUUUACUCUGAUCCCCUGUUUUUGCAAGACAAUUAUUCGCUAAUGAAGCUGUUGCUUAACGGUCAAGAAACUCAAUUUCCCGGCACUGAUCCCUCCGGUUUGGCCGGUACGGGAGAAUUGGAUUGCUUUUGGAAUUUCUGAGUUGUAAUUUCUGUGGUUAGACUUUGUAAUUCAUGUGUUCGUGUGUGUGAAUGAAGAUUCUUGUUACAUUUUUUGUAAAAGAAAAAAAAAAUGCUAGAAAGUCAAUUUAUUUUGCUAUAUAUAGUAUUAGUAUUUUAAUAUAUUUGAAAGACUUCUCAAUUAAAUAAUAUGAUAAUUUAUUUUGCCAUGUACAAUGCUAGACCUAUAAAUAAGUUUUAAUGUCAAC
Molecule: messenger RNA, 1349 nt
Organism: Thlaspi arvense
Lineage: Eukaryota; Viridiplantae; Streptophyta; Magnoliopsida; Brassicales; Brassicaceae
Source: the annotation of a GenBank genome assembly